This is a messenger RNA of Priapulus caudatus, 1160 nucleotides long. RefSeq lists its product as uncharacterized. The transcript is spliced from 5 exons. Lineage: Eukaryota; Metazoa; Priapulida; Priapulimorpha; Priapulimorphida; Priapulidae. The record is from RefSeq and is a predicted model, not a curated record. The coding region runs from base 327 to 1160 and encodes 277 amino acids.
CCGCAAGCUACACGUACGCCAGCUACCGCUAUUUGCUGCUUUCAACAGCGAACCAUAGGCCGUACCAUUUGCUAAGUUUGUGCUACAACUGCGUACAUGAACAUGCUACGCUUCAAAUACGUCUAAAUGUGAUCUUGAUAUCUAGUUAUUUAGAUAAAUGAACUGUUGAACUGAGACGCAUCGCGUUGAGCAUACAGGAGGCGGAAGUAGCGGAACGCCGGAAGUAACAUGGACGCAAUGGUGUGAAGCUCGUCGAACUUCGAACUUGAGUCAUGUGAUCUAAAUAAGUUUGCAAAACUUACGUGUCUGUUUCUCUUCACGUAACGAUGGACGCUGGUAAUAAUUCUACAGCGGAGACCGAGCUAGAAACUAUGAAUGGUUAUCAGGGUACAUCACUGAGAAGUUCGCCCAGGACGAAAACAAAGGACAAAGAAAGAAAGCCUGCGCAACAAUCCAUCGAUAUAGUAGAUGGAUACCCAGGAAAGUUUCUGGAGAACAUAACAAAUAAUUUAGGUGUCGAUCGGGAGCCAGAUCUCGGAUUGGCGCUGACAGUGUGGAACUGCUGGGCUUCCUCGAUGAACAAGAAACCCAAGUGUCAUCGGAGCGAUGCAAAUCUGCCAGCGCACAUUCCCUACGCCGGAGAGCUGAGCAUGCUGACUUCGGAGCAGGCGGAGACUUGCCUGCUGCUGCUGCUGAGCAGGCUUCGUGUCGGGGGCAGCGUCGCAUUGCCCAUACCCAGCCUCGUGAGGAUCUACAACCACCUCGCAAACUUCUUCAUGCUGAGUUGCGCGAACCCGGCGACGUACACGAGUCUAAUCCUGCGGGGACUCCACAUCGGCAAGGAGCUCCAGAGACAGCGUGGCGCCGACGGCAGGACGUCGGACGCAGAGGACGCCACGUCGGUUGUAGGUGGCGCCGGCGUCACCCCCGUCACUGCCGAGCAUGAGAAUGCGUUGUGGGACAGCAGUGUGUUUAGUGUAGAUUCAGCAGAGGGCGCCAGCUACGCUGCAUUCUUCUACAUGUGCAAAACGUUUCGGCUGCUGGACUUGCAGAAGCAUGCGAGGCUCUCACCAAGUGAUCUGAUCACAGAUGAACGUGAGGAUACAGAUGGCAAGAUGCGGCAGUGCCUUAGACUCACCCCGUCGGAUGGCCAGAGGUAG